CUCCAAUCCCAGGCAGAGACCCGAAAACAGGUCCCAAACCUUGAGCAGGAGAGGCAGGCCAAGGUGGUGGGCCAGCUGAAGGCCGCAGAGGCUCGAAACCGUAUCCGCCUGAUGAGAUUCCGCUUCCAGUGCAUGAGAGCUCAGGAACUGAACAAUCUCAUCUCCUGCCAACCCACUGCCCGGGAUGCCAUUAGGCUGGAAGUUUUCCUGCCACCUAGGACACAGACGCAGACACUCGUGACUCGUUACGGCGAAUUCAGAGGGAACGUGUAGAGAAUCUCUUAGAGGACGACCAAGGGCUGCUAACUAAUCGUAUCCCAUGA
Molecule: messenger RNA, 323 nt
Organism: Staurois parvus
Lineage: Eukaryota; Metazoa; Chordata; Amphibia; Anura; Ranidae
Source: the annotation of a GenBank genome assembly